CCAAAGUUAUUAUCGAGUUCGAUGACUGAACCAAUAGGUUGAAAGUAGUCUUGAUAUUGAUAAAAAAUAAUUACACCAAUUUGUUUCGAAAUAGAGAAUUAUGCCUUAUAUUUCAAUAUUUGCUCCAAGGUGACUUUACAAUACACGAUAAUAAAAAAGAAGAAGAACUGUUUUGACUUUUAAUAUAUCAUUAAGUUAAAAUACUAUCAACAUAAGUUCAGAAAGUUUAAUACUCAAUUUUGGAAUAUUUUUUUUGCUUAUGAAAUUAAUACAAUCACAUACACAAAUUGCAAAUGGCACAAAAAGUUGUUAAGGACGAAAUAAUUGUUAGUGAUAAUUUUGUUUGCAAUAUAGAGCAAAACUCGAUUGAAGAAGUACUGAAGCUAAAAAUGCCAAAUAAAAAAAUAAAAAGUGAAAAUUCAAUUAAACAAGAAAUAAAUGAUGAAUCAAAUACAGCUGAACUACAAAAAAUAUCUAAGGAUAUUAUCAAAACUCCAAACAUGAGACACACGCAAAAAAAUUUGAAAGUUAACCAUAAAAAAAAAAUUAAAUUUAAAGUUUCAGAACUGCUAAGAAAUGGAAAACAUGUCAAACCAAAUGCUAUGGGGUUGAUGAUAUGUCUAUAUUGUGGAAAUUUAUAUACUAAACAACUAGAAUUUUUAUAUCAUUUUCCUACAAAGCAUUGUAUAAAAAGAAAUGAAUUGUAUAGCAUUAAAUUUUAUGACAAAAACAGGAGUUAUAUCAAAAGGGGAAUUACAAGCAUUCCAAAAAAUCUUGAUGAAAGUGAAGUCUUCAGAAUUGAAUUGACAGAAGAGUUUAAAGAUAGUUGGAAAACUUAUGGAAAUGAGAAUUUCAGGCUCUUGGUAAAGGAGAGUGAUUUAAAUAGUUCUGUGAAAAGUGAAAAGUUGUUCAAAUGUUGGAUAUGUCCAAAAACUUUUUCACAUAAAAGCAGUUUAAACAGACAUUUGCGUAGUCACUCCGGAAAAAAGCCGUUCAAAUGUGACAUUUGUUUGAAAAUAUUUUCACAAAAAUGCCAUUUAAAUUCUCAUAUGCUUGGUCACACAGGGGAAAAGCCUUUCAAAUGUAAUAUUUGCUUUAAACAGUUUUCACAAAAAAAUAAUUUGAAUUCACACAUGCUUAGUCACACAGGUGAAAAGCCUUUCAAAUGUGAUGUUUGUUUGAAAGCUUUUUCACAUAAAAGCAAUUUAAAUUCACAUAUGUUCAAUCACACUGCGAAAAAGCCUUUUGAAUGCCACAUUUGUUUGAAUUCGUUUUCACAAAAAAUAAGUUUGAAAUCACAUAUGCUCAGUCACACAGGGGAAAAGCCGUUCAAAUGUGACAUUUGUUUGAAAACGUUUUCUCACAAAAGUCAUUUGAACACACAUGUUCUUAGUCACACAGGAGAAAAGCCUUUUAAAUGUGACACAUGUUCGAGGCAGUUUUCUCAGAAAAGUAAUUUAAAUUCACACACACGUUGUCAUACGGGUGAAAAACCAUUCAAAUGUGACGUUUGUUCAAAGUCAUUUUCACAAAAAGGUCAUUUAAAUUCACAUUUGGUAAGUCACACAAGGCAAAAGCCUUUUAAAUGUAAGGUCGAUACUACUGACAAUGUCGACACAGGAAUAAAAGAGGAUUCGAAGAAAGCAAAUGGAUUAACACUCAAAUGUGACAUUUGUUUGAAAACAUUUUCACAUAAAAGUAAUUUGAACAGACAUUUUUUGAGUCACACAGGAAAGAAGCCGUUCAAAUGCAACAUUUGUUUGCAAAGUUUUUCAAGGAAAACUGUUUUAAAUACGCAUUCGCUUCUCCAUACAGGAGAAAAGCCUUUCAAGUGCGACCUUUGUUUGAAAGCUUUCACACAGAAAAGCAAUUUAAAUUCACACAUGAUUAAUCACACAGGGGAGAAGCCUCACAAAUGCGAUAUUUGUUUGAAAAAGUUCACGCAAAAAAGUCAUUUAAACACACAUAUGACGAGUCAUACAAGGGAAAAGCCUUUCAAUACAAAUUUUCACAAAAAAUUAAUUUGAACUCACAAAUUGGUUUUUGAAAAUAUAUUUGCAUCGCCACAAAAUUUUUCUGUGCCGCUGUCUGACAAUCUCAUCACCACAAUGGCCCCCCACACCUAAAUUGCAAUUGAAAAGAAACAAUACACUUAUCUUUGACUUUUUAUUAUUUACUCAAAUAAAUGAUAACAAAAAAAUUAUUGAGCAAUGUUACGUUACUUUUCCUGGUAACUGUGACAUUGAAAAACAUCUGUCUGUAUCUAAAUAGUACUGGUUAUCUGGUUUUGAUUGCCUCCAUUGAGAUGCUUGUCCAAACCAUCCAGAAACUUCCUCAAAAAUCCACGUUUUCUAUUAUACAACACUGCGCAAAUCUUCCUCCAGUUCUUCUGUAAACUCGUCCUCGUCUAUCGCUACUAUGCAGCCACGUCUUCGACUCAUUGUUCGUCAGUCCAUUUAGUCUAAUCUCGUGUUAUAUUGUAGACGGGCUGGGGUUAAUUUGGGGCUAGUAGCUGACUAUCUAGACACUCCUCGCGUUUAUCGUUUCUUGUUAACAAAGAUGUGUAUCCAGUUAACGUUUGAUGGUCAACUGGUAGUGAUGGGUCAGGUCAAUAACGUUUUAUAAACUUACAAUUAUCAAUUAAGCAACCUUUAUAACGAAUAUUUGGUAUGUAAAAUCGAUUUUGUUUUGUAAAGGUCGUAGUAGAUAAAGAUUUAGUAAAAGUGCCGCCUUUUA
Molecule: messenger RNA, 2736 nt
Organism: Diorhabda carinulata
Lineage: Eukaryota; Metazoa; Arthropoda; Insecta; Coleoptera; Chrysomelidae
Product: zinc finger protein ZFP2-like
Exons: 2
Coding region: 294-2027 (577 amino acids)
Biological process (GO): regulation of transcription by RNA polymerase II
Molecular function (GO): DNA-binding transcription factor activity; RNA polymerase II cis-regulatory region sequence-specific DNA binding
Source: RefSeq, a predicted model, not a curated record